Neolamprologus brichardi is the source of this 1389-nucleotide messenger RNA. RefSeq names its product nuclear factor 7, ovary-like. Gene Ontology annotation, molecular function: zinc ion binding; protein binding. Lineage: Eukaryota; Metazoa; Chordata; Actinopteri; Cichliformes; Cichlidae. The record is from RefSeq and is a predicted model, not a curated record.
AUGACCACACAGUCAGAGGACCAUCUCUCCUGUCCCAUCUGCCAUGACAUCUUUAAAGAUCCUGUUAUCUUGUCAUGCAGCCACAGCUUUUGUAAAGCCUGUCUGCAGAGAUGGUGGCUUGACAAACCAAUAAAGCAAUGUCCGGUUUGUAAGAUGAUAUCUUUACAGAGUAAUCCACCCCGUAACCUGGCUUUGAAGAACCUAUGUGAAGCGUAUUUACAGAACACAGAUCAGAGAGCUUCAAGAGGUUCCCAGACACUUUGCACUGUGCAUUCUGAGAAUCUCAGGCUCUUCUGUCUGGACCAUCAGGAGCCAGCGUGUGUUGUCUGUCGAGAUUCAGCAGUGCACGUCAACCACAGAUUCAGCCCCAUCAAUGAAGCUGCGCACACUCACAAACAGGAGCUCCAGGAAUGUCUGAAGCCUUUAAAGGAGAAACUGAAGCUCUAUGAGGAAGUUAAAGGGAAAUGUGUUCAAACUGCAGAACACAUUAGGGUUCAGACCCAGGAGACAGAAAAGCAGAUUAAGCAGCAGUUUACGAAGCUUCGCCAGUUUCUACAAAACGAAGAGGAUGCCAGGAUUGCUGCUCUAAAAGAUGAAGAGAAGCAAAAGAGUCAAAAGAUGAAGGUAAAGAUUGAAACUCUGAGCAGAAAGAUUGCAGAUCUUUCAGGCACAAUCAGAGCCACAGAGAGGGAGGUGACAGCUGAAGACAUCUCUUUCCUACACAACUACAAAGCUGCAGUGAAAAGAGUCCAGCAGCUAUCUGUGCUUGAUGUUCCUCAAAUGGUUUCAGGUGCUCUGAUUGAUGUUGCUGAACACCUGGGCAACUUGUCCUUCAACAUCUGGAGCAACAUGAAGGACAUUAUUUCAUAUACUCCUGUGAUUUUGGAUCCAAACACUGCUCAUCCAGAUCUCAUCUUAUCUGAAAAUCUAACCAGUGUGAGACGUGCAAGGAAACAGAAGGUUCCCGAAAACCCUGAAAGGAUUUAUCUCUAUCCUUCCGUCCUCGGCUCUGAGGGCUUCAACUCAGAUAUUCACAGCUGGGAUGCUGAAGUUGGAGACAGUCCAGUCUGGGCACUAGGAGUCUUUUCGAGAUCUGCCAACAGUGAAGACAAAAAAUGUAACUUAUUAAAACUUGUUUUCUGUGAUGGUGAGUACACAGCAAACUCCAGUGACGCCCCCCCAACUGUUCUCUCAAUAAGAAAGAGAUUUCAGAGGAUCAGAGUUCAUCUGGACUGGGACAAAGGAAAACUGUCAUUCUCUGAUCCUGAUACUGACACACACAUACACACCUUCAGACACACUUUUACUGAGACACAGUUCCCAUAUUUUAACUCAGUGAAUCCACACCCUCUAAAGAUAUCACAACGUCCUCUCCAUGUAGUUAUGUAA